CUGGAAUCCAGCCACACUCUCAGGCCUGCCAAUCUCUCCUGUGAUCUUGAAGUGCCAUGGCAAGACGGUCCUUCGCUAUACAAUUACAUCAAUGCUGUGACUCACCACGGCCUGACUGGAAGAAUAGAGUUCACAGAAGGACGAAGGAGCAACUUCAAGAUGGAUCUCCUUAAGCUGAAGCGAGAGGAACUGCGAAAGGUCGGGGAAUGGAGUCCUUCUUCCGGCCUCAACAUCACCGACAGCACUGCAUUCUAUGAGACCACCACUCCCAACAUCACGCUAAUUGUGAUGACAAGGGAAGAUAUCAGACAGAGGGCGAAGCGGGAAGCUAUGGCGAUUAAUGUAAUACCGGCUGAGCAGGUACUCAACGGACUCUAA
Molecule: messenger RNA, 378 nt
Organism: Nezara viridula (southern green stink bug)
Lineage: Eukaryota; Metazoa; Arthropoda; Insecta; Hemiptera; Pentatomidae
Source: the annotation of a GenBank genome assembly